Messenger RNA from Penicillium robsamsonii, 1821 nucleotides. RefSeq names its product SKI complex RNA helicase subunit SKI2. Gene Ontology annotation, biological process: nuclear-transcribed mRNA catabolic process, 3'-5' exonucleolytic nonsense-mediated decay. The transcript is spliced from 3 exons. NCBI's taxonomy places the organism in Eukaryota, Fungi, Ascomycota, Eurotiomycetes, Eurotiales, Aspergillaceae. The coding region runs from base 1 to 1821 and encodes 606 amino acids. Gene Ontology annotation, cellular component: Ski complex. Gene Ontology annotation, molecular function: RNA helicase activity; nucleic acid binding; ATP binding. The record is from RefSeq and is a predicted model, not a curated record.
AUGGCGGACUCGCUCGAUUCCCCAAUGAAGAAGUUAGACCUAGAAGGCGAACAGUUCGACCCCGCAGCCUUCGAUGCUCGCCUCGCAGACGAAGAGAAUGGAAAGAUCGAGAACUUCCAACCUCGGAAGCAAGCUCCUCAGAGUGCCCAAGAGUUACUAACAGAGCUCGAAAAUGAGUUUCUGACCCCAUCAGACCAAUUCAGCACGAAAUGGUUGAAUUCUCUUCAAAAACGAUGGGACGUUUCGACAGACUAUGCAGACCUUUUCGAACUCGCCCCAACCCAGACGCGGACGGUGACUCGGUUCACACGAGAGGGACUGGAAGGACGAGUUACUGGAUACCAGGAAGUCACGGUUCCUGCUGCAAGCGCAACAGCCAAGAAUUCCACAUCGCUUCUCCGCCGACCUGCUGGUCGUGCCGACUUUGUCAGAGGUGCUGCAGGUUUCUUCCCGUUCGCUCCCGGAGGUUUGGACGCUAUUGAGGCCCUGGCAGCAAUGGAGGCCGAUGCUCAGGUCACAGACCAAUCGAGCAACGGGAAGCAAUCUGGGCUCGAUCGCAUAAUCAACUUUGGCACCGAGGGAGGUCUUCUGACAACACCCCCUGGCUUUGACAACGGUAUCGAUUUCGAUGAAGCCAAAUCCAAAGCCGCCACCGAGGGUGCGCAAGAAGUUGAAACUGCCCUUCUUCAAGAGGAGAGCGAUUUGAAAGUGGACCAACCCGAGGAAACUGCGGAUGUCGAUACAGGAGCAAAUCCCGAGCUUGAUGAUGUCAGCGACGACGAAGAUGAAGAAGACAUUGACGCUUUGCUACCAGUUGAGUUCCCAGCAUUGGAACCGCGUAGCCAGUUGCUCGCCGGUGUUCACAAGCAGAAAGGUAGAGAAUGGGCCCACGUUGUGGAUGUCAACAAGGAUAUCCCGAACUUCAAUGAGUUGGUUCCAGAUAUGGCCAGAGAGUGGCCUUUCGAGCUCGACACGUUCCAGAAGGAGGCUGUUUACCACCUUGAGAAUGGCGAUUCGGUGUUUGUUGCGGCCCAUACCUCGGCAGGAAAGACAGUCGUGGCCGAAUAUGCAAUCGCCUUGGCUGCUAAACACAUGACCAAAGCGAUUUACACGUCUCCCAUAAAAGCGCUGAGUAACCAGAAAUACCGUGAUUUCAGAACCGAAUUCGACGAUGUCGGUAUCCUGACCGGUGAUGUUCAAAUCAAUCCGGAAGCCAGCUGUCUCAUUAUGACCACUGAGAUCUUGCGAAGUAUGCUGUACCGAGGCGCUGAUCUCAUCCGCGACGUUGAAUUUGUCAUUUUCGACGAGGUACAUUAUGUGAACGAUCUUGAACGAGGAGUGGUAUGGGAAGAAGUCAUCAUUAUGCUUCCAGAGCAUGUCACAUUGAUUCUUCUAUCCGCCACUGUGCCCAAUACCCGAGAAUUUGCAUCCUGGGUCGGUCGUACAAAGAAGAAGGACAUUUAUGUCAUUUCAACUCAUAAACGACCUGUCCCCCUGGAGCACUAUCUCUGGGCCGGGAAGAGCAAGCACAAGAUCGUCGACUCGAACAAAAGAUUCCUCGAGAGCGGCUGGAAGGAAGCAGAUGAUAUUCUAUCCGGCAAAGAUAAGGCCAAAGCCAAGAAGGAGGCUGAAGCUCAGGCGCAGUCGGCGCAAGCUAGAGCACCCGUCCCUCAGGGCCGGGGACGCGGCCAGCCAGCGAAUAACAGAGGUGGUCGCGGGGGCCCACAGCGCGGCGGUCCACAGCGUGGAGGUCCGCAACGAGGUCGAGGACAGAGCGGCGGACAAAGACUUGCUGCCGGGAUGUGUUUUCGUCUUUUCUAA